Molecule: messenger RNA, 1625 nt
Organism: Rhizopus microsporus ATCC 52813
Lineage: Eukaryota; Fungi; Mucoromycota; Mucoromycetes; Mucorales; Rhizopodaceae
Exons: 4
Coding region: 329-1207 (292 amino acids)
Source: RefSeq, a predicted model, not a curated record
CUCAAACCUCUUCAAGUAAGUAUGAAGAUAUCAUUUUCCUUUGGUCAUCUCUAAUGUGUUUAUUAAAGUCAAGACAAACCAAAAUAUGCCAGAAAUGACAGUUAUGCCCACAUAUCAAACUACAAGUCAAUCUAAUCAAAAAUCACAUGGAUAUUCUGCGAUAAAUCAAGACAUGUGGUGUUUUUCAAACUUCAAUCCUCAUCUAUCAUCAUCCUAUCCUACUACAGACUUUGCUGACAAAGACUUGUAAAUAAUGUAAAAGUUAUAGAUUUGUUUGAUUUUGUAUAUUUUUUUAAAAGUGUAAAUUGUGUUUCCUUUUUUAUAAAAUAUGAACGACGACGAAGACGAUGAUCUUUCAAUCUCGUUUGCAUCUAGUUUAAACAUUAACGAAUUUCUUAUUGACAAUAAAAAAGAUUUAACCGCUCAACUAGAACAACAAUGUGGUUUGAACCAAAAAUCAUCUCAGUUACCAUUGACAAACAUGGAAUCUAUAAACACAUCACAGGGUAAAGAAUCAUUACCAAAACAACGAAUACAACAUUCAGGGGAGUAUUCCAAAAAGCGAUCUAUGUCCAUGGAAAGUAUAGCAGAUAUAUGGUCAAAGGGAGUUAGUGACGUAAAACAUGAUAAUAAAGUUGAGGGAAGAAAGAGCGGUGGAAAGGGAACUGUGAGUGCAUUGCUUGACGCACGAUUUAAAAAGCUACCAGAUUCGCUUGGAAAUAGAUAUACAGUCGUAAAAGGAGUGGCAAAGUCAGUAACGCAGCGCAUGAAUGAGGAUAGAUUAUGCACUGUUGAACCAAGUCGUAUUUAUUUAGAAUGUCAAAUGAAGCAGAACGUGAUCUAUUCAAAGAUUGCCCACAUCACAUUAAAAAAUAUGAGCUCGGAUAGCAUACGAAAGUUUUCCUUGUUCUCAGCAAACGGUAUGUUGGAGUUUGAUAUGAUUGAGGGCGUACUUUUGGAGCAUGAAGAACUAGACGUUAAGAUCAGAAUAAAACCUGAUUGUAUAAAGCAACAAGACCAACAAACAAUCGUAUCAGAUAAACUACUAGUCUUGGUGGAUCAAAUCUAUCCUACGACAAUUGAUGUAUCUAUGCAUUUCAUGAAGAGUGAUCAAGACUAUGUACCUAAUACAUCCUCUACUUCUUUUGAAAGACCUAAAUGCCCUUACUGUGCACUAGAAAAGGGAUUUCCUCUACACUGUUUAUAAAAUAGAUACAUCUGCUCAAAAAUGACGUUUAUUCCCAAAUACACAAAUACAUAUAUAUAUAAUACAGUUCUCUUUUUCUUUUCCAUUCUACCAUGAUGCCUUCUUCACACCAGGAAGCUCACCGUUCAAAGCCUUUACUCUGAAUUGAUAUCGACAUAGUUUAAAUUCACGAAGGAUACCACUGCCAUGUCCAGUAGCGACACAUCGGUUAUGAAUAUAAGUGGGUGAAGUAUUCUUUGGCAUAGCAUUCAAUUGAAGUUGAGCUUGAUGACGAAUUCUAGCAGGUAAUGUUUCAUUUCUAGUAAUAAACUUGAAUGCUUGUCGAACGACUUCAUUAUCUGCCACUGCCUGACGAGCUUUUAUAUCACGAAGUACUCGACUCCUCAUUGUUGUUGAAAAACAGUUUCUUUUAAAAAAA